UAGAGCGGAUCAAAACUUGUCGUCAACACGCUUAUCCCCGCUCGGAGAAGUGGGACAUAUCCUGAUACUCGUGUGUUUUUCUUUCUCUUCCGGAGCCGAUUAUCUUUUUUACAGCAAAGAUUUGUCCGCGAGAACGAUAAAGAGAAAGGAAAGAUGCCGCUUCUCCACAAAAAGCCGUUCGUGAGGCGGAAGCCGCCCGCUGAUCUCAGACCCGAUGAAGAAGUCUUCCUAUGUAAAGUCACACAUGAAAUCUUCAGGAGCUAUGAUGAAUUCUUUGAGAGGACAAUUCUGUGUAACAGUCUUGUAUGGAGCUGUGCGGUGACUGGGAAGCCCGGCCUGACCUACCAGGAGGCCCUGGAGAGUGAGAGGAAAGCCAGACUUAAUCUUCAGAACUUUCCCAAUGUGCUGCUCGUCCCCCUUCUGCACCUGACAGCACUUACGCACCGCUCACGUCUGCAUGAGAUAUGCGAUGAUGUGUACGCUUAUGUCAAAGAGCGCUUCUUUCCUGGAGAAAUUGUGGAUGUUGUCACUCGCUCUGGUGCCAGUUUCUCCCACUUCUUCCCGGACGAGCCCCCAGUGUUUAUCUUCAGUCCACCAGGGAAGGGCAGAGGUUGCCGUCCUAAUGAUGCCUCCCCAACAGAGAUGAAUUAUGUCGAGGAGAAGUUAAAAUUGAUGCAGCAGAAAGAACAGAUGAUGGCCAUGGAAAAAUUAAAGAAAGAAAGAGAAGAUCUAAUUGAGGCCAAAAGGAAAGAAAAAGAGGACAAGGAGAAAAAGAGAGAGGAGAUGAAGAGGAUAGUAGAAGAGGAGAAACAGAGGCGGAAAGAGGAGAAAGAACGAAUGAAGGUUGAGAAAGAGAGGGAACGAGAGAAGCUAAAGGAGGAAAAGAAAAAAUAUGCAGAACGACUGAAGUUAUGGAGCAAACCUCGAGAGGAUAUGGAGUGUGAUGACCUAAAGGAGCUGCCAAAGCCUCUUCCAGUGAAAACACGUCUUCCUCCAGAGCUAUUUGGAGAUGCUCUGAUGGUGCUUGAGUUCCUGAAUGCAUUUGGAGAGCUGUUUGAUCUAAAGGAUGAAUUCCCUGAUGGCGUAACACUUGAGGUGCUGGAAGAGGCCUUGGUGGGCUCUGAUCCCGAGGGGCCACUCUGUGAACUGCUAUUCUUCUUCCUUUCGGCCAUAUUUCAGGCUCUGGCAGAGGAACAGGAGGAAGUGGCCAAAGACCAGGUGGCGGAAGCGGACACCAAAGAUCUUAGUGAAGCUCUGGAGGAUGACGCUGACCCCACACAAUCUGCCAUCAACGCUGUGGCAACUCUUGCUGCUGCCUGGCCACAACUGCACCAAGGCUGUAGUCUGAAGCAGUUGGAUCUGGACAGCUGUACUCUCUCUGAGAUUCUGAGGCUGCACAUCCUGGCCUCGGGGGCAGAUUGCAUGUCCACCAAUGCAAAGUUUCGCUACCAGAAACAGGGUGGGUUUGGCUCCACAGACGACCCCUGUGUGGAGCUGCGUCUGUCAAACCAGUGCCUGCUCAAAAAGCUCUCCUGCACUGCUGUCUAUGACCUGCUGCCUGGAGAGAAGCUAAAGAUCCUCCAUUCUUUGUGUGGAAAACUGCUGACUUUGGUUUCUACAAGAGACUUUAUAGAAGACAAUGCAGACGAGCAGAGAUCUGCCAAGCAGGAACUGCGAGAGCUUAAAGCUGAACAGCAUCGCAGAGAACGAGAGGAAGCUGCAGAGAGGUACGAUGAAUCUCUGCAAGAAACCAAAGACAGCACUUUAAAGCCAAAAGUUGGCCCAUCUUACCCACAAAGUACUGUACCGGCUGAGCGCUUUAUGGAGAGCCGUCUCCGAGAUCUACUACUGGAUAUUGAGGAUCGCAUCUAUCAGGGAACUCUGGGAGCAAUUAAAGUGUUGGACAGAAACUCAUGGAGAGCCGCACUGGAAAACGGGAACUAUGAACCUCUAAAUCCCCAGUCCAAAGAGAACGGGCUGAUCAAUGGAGAAGAGGAGCCAAUGGAAAUUUAUGAGAAUCACAUCAGAGUCAAAGACAGGCUGCAAGAAUUGAAGGCCGAGGGUCUGAGUGCCACAUCCACUACUGUGAGCACACCACAGCCUGUCAAUAACAUUGUCCACUAUUUGGCACACGCUCUUGCACAGACCGAGCAGGGCAUAGAGCGCAAGUUCCUGAAAGCUCCGCUAGGUGAUGAGGAUGCCAAGAAAGACCAGAAGUUGAAGAAAAAGGACAAAAAGAAAGAUGACGACCAGUCCAGCGAGAAAGAUGAUGGCAGUGAAAGUGGGCGGCAGGUGAAAACUGUGCAAGAACGCUGGCGUGAGUCUUUGUUGGCCUGCUCCAGCUUGUCGCAGGUUUUCCUGCAUCUUUCCACACUUGAGCGCAGCAUAGUCUGGGCCAAAUCCAUCCUCAACGCCCGCUGUAAGGUGUGUCGUAGGAAAGGAGACGCUGAGAACAUGCUUCUAUGUGACGCCUGUGACAGAGGCUAUCACAUCUUCUGUGUUCGGCCAAAACUGAAGGCUGUUCCUUCUGAAGACUGGUUCUGCCCUGAAUGCCGCCCCAAACAGCGUUCCCAUAGAAUCAACUCCCGUCAGCGUUCCUCUAUUGACUCUGAAGAAGAAAUGGAGGACGAGGAGGAGUCUGAACAAGAGGAAGAAGAAUCAGAAGAGGAAGACGACGAGUCAGAAGAAGAACAGUCAGAGGAGGAAGAUGUGUCCAAGAAGGCUGCUGGGAAACUGCCUCCACAUAGCAAUAAAGGAGUUCGUUUGAACACCAGAUCAAAACAGGCUGAAUCAAGUCAUUCCAUGCCUCGCUCACAGCAGAGCACACCCAAACAGAACCAGUCUGCUAAUAAAGGAGGCUCCAAAAACUCAGGCAAGAAGUCCACCCCAGUGUCUAAUGGAAAGCCCCCUCCCCGGGCAGGAAGCCGCUCCAGUGCUCGUCUUAGUCUAGAGGUGCUCACUGCUAAUGGCACAACAACCAAAUCCAACCAGCCCAGUCCUACAGCAGAGAAUACAGACUCUAGGAAGAGACCCAUUACUGCAGAGGUCUCCCCAAAAGCCAAGAUCAUUUUGGCUCCAGCCACCACUUCAUCCAACCGUCGAAACACAUUUGAUUUACUGCAUCACAUCAAAUUAGGAUACUAUGACUUCUUGUUCACAUCUCAUGUAUUGUGGUUUGCCACUGUUUCUCCAGCAGAGGUCUCCCCAAAAGCCAAGAUCAUUUUGGCUCCAGCCACCACUUCAUCCAACCGUCGAAGCUCAGGGAGAAACUUAGGCGUCCACGAGCUGUCAGCCUGUGAGCUGCUCACUGUGGACCUAGUCAGACACGAGGACAGCUGGCCUUUCAAGAAACUAGUGUCCAGAACUCAGGUGCCUGAUUACUAUGACAUAAUCAAAAAACCCAUCGCCUUGAGCACAAUCAGGGAAAAGGUCAACAACUGUGAAUAUCAAACUGCUGCGGAGUAUAUAGAGGAUGUGGAGCUCAUGUUUUCCAACUGUCUGGAGUACAACCCACGUAACACCAACGAAGCAAAGGCCGGUCUACGGCUGCAGGCCUUCUUCCAUUCUGAGCUUCAGAGACUCGGCCUGGCUGAACGCAUGACUCCACCACAGAAACGGUCACGGAUGUAAACAAAAGCCUAUCUCCCACACAAACUCGCCAACUGGCCAAGACUGAAGACCAGUUCAUAAUCCGCUGUCUAAUUAUGUUGUUCUAUGGCAUUUGUGGAAUGUUCAUGAACAUUCCGGUGUGGUGUGACUCAUUAAAAAAUUCUACCUA
Molecule: messenger RNA, 3778 nt
Organism: Sinocyclocheilus grahami
Lineage: Eukaryota; Metazoa; Chordata; Actinopteri; Cypriniformes; Cyprinidae
Product: bromodomain adjacent to zinc finger domain protein 1A-like
Exons: 23
Coding region: 154-3630 (1158 amino acids)
Biological process (GO): chromatin remodeling; regulation of DNA-templated transcription; positive regulation of DNA replication
Cellular component (GO): CHRAC; nuclear chromosome
Molecular function (GO): DNA binding; protein binding
Source: RefSeq, a predicted model, not a curated record